Xyrichtys novacula (pearly razorfish) is the source of this 30101-nucleotide messenger RNA. The record is from the annotation of a GenBank genome assembly. Lineage: Eukaryota; Metazoa; Chordata; Actinopteri; Labriformes; Labridae.
AUGAUUGACAGGUAUGUAAAAUUUAAACCUGAGUACCUAAGAGUUUUCAUGCAUAAACAUGUGAUUACAUUGAAAAAUGAAAAAGAACAGUAACAUGACUUUGUGCCAGUCUCACAAGAGCAAAUAAUUGAACAGGGUUAUGUGGAAAUAAGGAGCAUUGCAUUAAGUUCAGAGUCCCACAAUUUACUAAUUACACUCUUCUUGUCAUUUGCUUUUGCACAUUAUAGAAGCACAUCAUUGUUUAUUUCAGUCAGUUUUAUAACCAACAAAAACUGCCAACAGGAGCAGCUUUGAUAACGUUCUGUGUUGUGAAUCAGGAUAAACCAACAAAUUCACCUGUGAUACAAAAACGGCAAAUACUUUGUAGUACACACUGAUCCAUUGUUCCUAUUAUUGGAAUAUAUUUUGGGAACAAAGCACAGUAAGGAAAUGGUAUCACAUUCUCUGUAAUUAGGUCAAACCAAGGUUUGACUUCCUCUUUUAAAAAAAGAGCUGGAUUGAAUUUCAGACCCCAUGUAAUCCAACUAUUCAUAAUCCUCUGAAAUGAAGCGAUUCCAAGUUGUUUUGGAUUAUAUGUUGAGAGUACAGUUUACAAAGAUGAUAAUGGAUUCAUAUGGUUCUUUUCACAGGUUUUCACUCCUCUGGCUGAUGAGUCUACUAGCAGGGCUGGAAUACUGCUGUGCAGGUAUCUUCUGUUUGGUUGACCGAAUUUUUUUCAUUUUUUGGUUUUGUUUUGGAAAAGCUUAUUAAAUUCAGUGUUUCCCAUAUUAUUGCUAUAACACUGACACAUCCUGAAGGGCUGUGUUUACAUUAUUGUGUACUUAAGUCACAUUUCCACACCUCAAAAUUUACAGUACACAAGAUCUGCCUUCUUAUAAUACUGCUCUUCCAUAAACCUUUUUGUUUGUAAAUGACCUUAGCUUAAAUUAUUUACAAAUGAACACAGGGAAAGGGGUAGCAGAAAAUGAAUAAUAAAAAGUCAGUAUAAAAUGGAAAAAGGCAAGAUAAAAGCAAAAACUGUCAUUAUAACCUCCUUUGUAGUCCUGACGGAUCAAACAAAGUACGGCCUUAUAGGUUUAACAUAUUCAGUUGACCCAGUUUUAUGUCAGUGUUUGUUUUUUCUCUGCAGUUGCUGAUCUGAAGGACUGUGAGGCUGCAGGCAGCAAGUGCCACCCUCAGGCAGAGUGUCUGAAGGUCAACAGCAACUUCACCUGUGCCUGCCGUAUGGGCUACCAGGGCAACGGUCUACUCUGCAGUGACAUCGAUGAAUGUCUCAGUGGUCUGCACAGUUGUCACCCAAAGGCCCGCUGCAACAACACCCUGGGCAGCUACAGCUGUGACUGUAUUGACGGAUAUGUUGGAGAUGGCGCCAACUGUCAGGACAUUGAUGAGUGCCAAAACAAAAAUGGAGGUUGCCAUGGCAAUGCCCUGUGUACAAACACCGAGGGUGGACGGCAGUGUAAGUGUAAAAGUGGCUUCAGGGGCAAUGGCUUCCAGUGCAGUGAUAUUAAUGAAUGUGCUAGCCAAAGGACAUGCCAUUGGAAUGCUACUUGCACCAACAACCCUGGAUCUUACAUGUGCACCUGUAAUGCUGGAUACAAAGGCAAUGGAAACUACUUGUGUCUGGACGUAGAUGAAUGCUCAGAGACUCCACAGGUGUGCUCUUCCUCAUUAGGCUACAAAGGAUGCAAAAAUCUACCUGGCAGUUAUCGCUGCACAUGCAGCAGUGGCUAUGAAAGUAAUGGACGGAGCUGUGUGGACAUUGAUGAAUGUGCCAACAAUAUCUGUAGUCUGUAUGCAGACUGUGUAAACACCAUGGGGUCAUACCGGUGUGCCUGCACUAAUGGAUUUGUAGGAAAUGGAUUGACAUGUGCAGAUAUUAAUGAAUGCAGUGAAGACAAUCAGUGUGACCGUAAUUCUGUUUGCAUAAACCGGCUAGGGAGUUAUGAGUGCUCUUGUCUGGGAGGGUUUGUAGGCGAUGGUCGACUGUGUAAAGAUAUCAAUGAAUGUGACACACCAAACAUUUGCCCUUCUGCCACAACUUGCGUCAACACUGCUGGAUCAUAUUUCUGCGAUUGUGGAAGUGGCUUCAUUUUCAAUAACUCAAAAUGUCAAGAUCUGGAUGAGUGUAUGGCAGGCCGCUGCAGCCCUUAUGCUGAAUGCACAAAUUCACCUGGCGCCUUCUCUUGUCAGUGUGCAGCUGGGUACCGGGGAGAUGGCUUCACCUGUGAGGAUGUGGACGAGUGCUCACUAGCUAAGCAGUGCCACAUCAAUGCCCUGUGUACUAACCUCCCUGGCUCCUAUAACUGCACCUGCAGGGUAGGUUAUUCUGGAGAUGGGGUGAUCCAAUGCAGUGAUGUGAACGAGUGCCUGGUAAACAACGGGGGCUGCAGAAACAGAGCUACAUGUCUAAACAACCAAGGUUCCUUUUCCUGCUUGUGUGAGUCGGGCUUCAUCUUGAUAAACAAAACUCUUUGCCAGGAUGUAAAUGAGUGUGAGGAACUGGACAACCCCUGUGGAGUGAAUGAAGAGUGUAAGAAUGUCGAUGGAUCAUACCAGUGCCCCUGCCAAGUUGGUUACUUCCGCCCUGCCAGCAACAUGGACUGUGUUGAUAUGGACGAGUGUAAGGACAACCCUUGUCAUGUCAAUGCAACAUGUCUCAAUACCAUCGGGUCACACAUUUGCACCUGUAAGCGAGGCUUUUUAGCAAACGGCACCCAGUGUGAAGAUAUCGAUGAGUGUUCUGCAGAGGGUACAUGCCAUCCACGAGCUCUGUGCACCAACUUCAUAGGGGAUUUCUUUUGCUCCUGUCAGCAGGGUUUUAACGGUGAUGGUUUCUCCUGUAAGGAUGUGGAUGAGUGUGCCCUCUCUGAUACUAUUUGCCCAGGCUUCUCAAAGUGUAUCAACUCCCCAGGUGCUUAUGUCUGCUCAUGUUUGAAUGGUACUGUGGCCUUCAAUGAUGCCUGUGAGGAACCCAGUCCAUUGUGUGACCCUGCUUGCCACAAUCGUGGUCUGUGCCACCAGUCACCUGCUGGAUACCAGUGUGCUUGCGACCUUGGCUACAUUGGGGAUGGGAUUACUUGCUCUGAUAUAGAUGAGUGCCAGAGGGAAAAUAUUUGUCCUGAAAAUGAAACUGAGUGUGUUAAUAUUCCAGGAUCAUUUUCCUGCGUGUGCAAAAAAGGCUACGCUCUCAAUGGAACAAAAUGUUUUGGUAAGACAAAGUUCCUUUAUCCUCACUUUCACAGACAUUUGAUCAAAGGAAGUUAAACUCUUUCCAAACUCUGUUACCCUGCUCACAUCUGUGCCAAUGAGUGUACGGUGGGAAACUGGACUAAGAUUUUGAUAUCAAAAGUGAAGCCAGUGUAGAUGUAUAAAUCAUUGACACAUCAUUUACUGAUAGGAAACCUUUACAGAUUCAUAAAUUCAUUUAUGUGGCGGUUUGUCACUGGGUUUGUGAUUUAUUUUCAUGGUAAAAUUAUUCACCCUGAAGUAGGGCAACACUACAUGACAUAUUUGAGACAGAUUUUACAAAAAGCAGAACUUACCAGUGUACCCUCUUAGCUGCCAAGGACCAUAGUCUGCUCUGUAUGAUACUAUGCAGUAUGAUAGUAUACGAUUAAUUUAUUAUACAAAAACAUGUUGAGGUUGACAGGCUUUAAUCCAGGAUUAUUUGCUGUACAUAGAUGCAUACAAUUUAAGAAAUGUGGAGUUACACUUUCUGCACGAUCCUCUCAGUGUAGAUGUCAUCCUGGAUUAAAUUCAAGAGAUCAACCCAGCCAUAACUGUAAGCAGCCAUAACAAUUUAGCCAUUGUACACAGUAGAUCAAGCAGCUUAUUAGCACUUGAAGUCACAGACACAAAAACAGCCCACUCUGAGCAGAACUGACACAGAAGGGUUCAUAGGCAUGCCAAUGCAAACACAUAUUAAAGAGAAUCACCAUGUUUCUCACUUGAUUUAACGCACAAAGAUAAUGUUUUUAAUAAGUUUAUGGUCUCAAUUAUAUGACAGAGUAUUAGGGACACAUUAAGAAAAAAGAAGACUUCGAGAUCAAAGUCGUUAAGUUACGAGAAUAAUGUCAUUACUAACGACAAUUAAGUCGUAAUAAAAUCAGUAUGAUACUUGUGUGGUGCUGAUGUGCCAAAAGAUUAAGUAUCUCCUUGUUUGAGAAACCUAUAUCAAAGUACAUUUUCAUGAAAUGCUCCAUGGCUCUCAUUUUAACAACUGCCACCUUAACAACAGGUUAGAAUACAGGGACUUUAUUCUGACUUUAUUCUCGUAAGAAAUUACUUUAUUACGACUUUAUUCUUGUAACAAUUUUUAUUUUGACUUUAUUCUUGUAAGUAAUUUAUUACGACUUUAUUCUCGUAAGUUUACGACUUAAAUCUCAAAGUCUUAAUUUUUUUUCCCCUUAAUGUGGCCCUAAUACUCUGUCAUACAAUUGAAAGUUCUGAGUCUCAGUAUUUAUAGCAAGAUGUUAAGUUUAUAAGUUUUCAUCCACUCAGAGUCAACUUGAUUAUUGAAGUUUUAUGUUUCAGGAAAGAGCUCCUCUCAAUAAGUUACAACCACAGUUAUCUAUCAACCAAACUGCAGGCAAAGUAAAACGUAUAUAACCCUUUUAUAUAAUUAUGGUUAGCACUGGCUCCAACAGAAGGAGAUUGAAAAUGGUUAUGCACAGGACUGUUUUAAUGGAUCAUGUCAUGGUGGCUCUCUCAGUCUUUGAUCUCUGGGAUUUAAAUGAAACAGUCAUGAACAUGACGUAAAGAAUAACUUAAAACCUAGAGUCAAUGUUUGAUAAAUACACAUUUAUUAUCCAUGACCACAAAUGGUGCAGCCAUAGACACUGAGUGACUGUGUACUGGCCCUCUCCACAAAGUGUUUAGCUACUUCUUAUAUGGCCACUUCAUGACCUCAAUCCACCCACUAAAUUCAGAUCUGAAAGUGGGUUAGUGUUUGUCAAAGUCCAUUUAUUUAGGUAUCUCUGGUGAUCUUUGGUGGCCAAUUCCUUGAGUAGCUUGAUAAAUUAUUGUACUCUGCUUGACUUCCCAUUACCAAACCACGUAGUCUUUGUCUACAUAUUUGUUAAACUUGGCUUAAGUAAAAAAUGGAAACCCGAAACCCUGAGAAGGAUCUUUUCCAGAUGUGUUGAACCUAAACUGAUCCAUGUUUCUCUGUUUGUCCUAACCUCCCUGCACAUUUGUCCAAACUCUCUCUAGAUGUAAACGAGUGUGAGGCGGGGCAGCAGGAAUGCAGUGAUUUCGCCCAGUGUGUCAACACAGUUGGCAGCCAUUCCUGUUUCUGUCUUAGUGGAUUUUCAGGGGAUGGAAAGGACUGCUCUGGUAUGUAUCACUUCAUCAUUAUAAACAUUUAUUCAUUUGCCUAUUUCUCCUUGAUAAGUGGACACUUCUUUUAGCUUACUUUUAGCACUAUUUAAGGGUGUCUUUUCCUGACACUGUCCCAUUUUGGAUAAAUUAUAGACAUUGAUGAGUGCCAAGUCCAAAAUGGAGGAUGUCAUCCUGCUGCCAUCUGCACUAACACACCUGGGUCUUUCUUCUGUGCCUGCCCACCUGGCAUGGAGGGCGAUGGUUUUGACUGCCAGGAUGUGAAUGAAUGCGAGCAGGACUCUUCCCUGCCGCACAACUGCAGCUCUCAGGCUUUGUGCCACAACACAAACGGGUCCUACACCUGUCAGUGCCUGGAUGGAUACAAGGGUGAUGGUUUUGUUUGUGCUGACGUGGAUGAAUGCCAGCUGUUGACAACGUGCAGCAGGAACAUGACCUGCAUUAACACCCCUGGUUCAUUUGCAUGUUCGUGUAUCUUAGACCUGGAGUAUGAAAAGGGUACAUGUGUCACUGAAGAAACUUGCCUAAAUGCAAGCAAAGUCUGCCACCCUGUUGCCAAGUGUCAGCCAUAUCAGGGCUCCUUCUACUGCCAGUGCAAAGAUGGUUAUGUGGGAAGUGGCACAGACUGCUUGGAUGUGGAUGAAUGUGACGCAUCAAAAGAUCAAGCGUGCCCCGCCUUCUCCCACUGCAUUAACACCAAUGGCUCCUACACCUGUGACUGCUGGGAAGGGUUUGAAGACAAUGGGACACAUUGUCAGGAUGUGGAUGAGUGUGUGACUGGAAACUUCACCUGCCCUGACAACAGUACCUGCACUAACACAGAGGGGAGCUAUGACUGCACUUGUGUUCAAGGCUUCUCGGGAAACAGAUCUCUGUGUUUGGAUAUAGAUGAGUGCUCUCUUGGCCUCAUCCAAUGUCCCAACUUCUCCAACUGUCAAAACAUGGCUGGAUCUUUCUUUUGUGAAUGUUGGAAAGGUUACCAAGGAAAUGACACAGUCUGUGAGGAUAUAAAUGAAUGUCUACAUAACUCUACUUGCCCUAAACAUAGCACUUGCAUCAACACAAACGGAAGCUUCUCAUGUGUUUGUGAUGCUGGGUUUUCCAGCGUUGAUGACAAGUGUGUAGAUGUUGAUGAAUGCAGUAACACAGGCUCUGAGGAUGUAUGCACCAACGGCACAUGUAUGAAUGCUAUCGGCUCAUAUUACUGUGAUUGUAACAAAGGAUUCAGGAGUAAUGGGACAGAGUGUGUGGAUGUAGACGAAUGCUCGGACUCCUUUAAUUCUUCUUUGUGUCAGCCCUAUUCUACAUGUGUCAACAUCCUUGGGUCCUACCGCUGUCCCUGUAAUGAAGGGUUUGUACUAAAUGGUACAGAGUGUCAGGAUGUGGAUGAGUGCCAUGACCCUAAUGGCUCCUCUUGCCCUGAGCACUCCUUAUGCAACAACACAGCAGGGUCCUUCUUCUGUUCAUGUUUACCUGGGUACAAGUCUGUUAACUCCAGCUGUGAGGAUGUCAAUGAAUGCAGUGACAACAACACCUGCCGUUUUGACCAGGUGUGCACCAACCUGCCAGGAACAUUUAACUGUGCCUGUUCGCUGGGGUAUCAUGAGGAAAACGAGGCAUGUGUCGACACCAAUGAAUGUGAGGCUUUACCAUGCCACCCCUUGGCACGAUGCUGGAACAUCCCUGGCUCCUUUUCUUGUCACUGCCCACUGGGAUUUGCAGGAAAUGGCUCCUGGUGCAAAGAUGUGGAUGAGUGUGUGGCCCUGACCAAACCUUGUCACCACCUUGCUCGCUGCCACAACACACCAGGGUCAUUUGUAUGUGUGUGUAACCCUGGCUAUAUGAGUAUUGGACAGUUGUGUGCAGAUAUUGAUGAGUGCCUGCAGGACAACGGGCAGUGCCACCCUGCUGCUGUCUGCUCCAACAGCGCUGGAGGUUUUGAGUGCUCCUGCAUGCAGGGCUGGAGUGCCACCAAAGACAGUGGUCAUAGAAAAGAAGGAUGCAUUGAUGUGGAUGAGUGUGCAUCACCCAAAACAUGUCCUGGACAAACAUCCUGCACCAACCUGCCAGGAACUUACAGCUGUUCCUGUCCCCAAACCAGCACAAUGUGCAGAAUGAUGAUUCAGAAUGGUUAGCUAAGUCUAUGUGAAUUCUAUAUUUAAACUCUUUUUAUUGAUCCAGUACAUACAUUUCUCCAACAUUGAAGUCACACAUAAAAUCUUAAAUCUGAAAUCAAAUAAGUUAGCUUUGGUAGAAAUUGAGCUAAGUCACUCAUUUUCUAAUGACGAUGACUAUCUUUAGACUAACUAUUGAUGUUUUCCUUUUAACAGAGAGCAACGUGUACCCAUUUGGAGCAGAGGUUGGCGAUGCAGCGGUACAGGUCGAUGCAGAAGAUGGAAAUUCCCCGUACAUCAAUCCACCAAUGGGUUUCCCCUUUUUGGGAAAACUGUACGACAGAGUUUAUGUGAGUUUCUCUGUUUAUUUAUCCAACUCUUACUCAUCUCUGUAGAGGCUACAUAACACUUUAUUGAUACAGAGAUUAUAAGCAUUUUGUUAAUUUUUGGAAAUUACUCAGCAAUUAUAAUAAGAAUAAUAACUUUAUUUAUAUAGCACUUUUAAAAACAAGAGUUUACAAAGUGUUUUAACAUGCAGGAAAACAAAGAAGAUAAAAACAACAAACAACAAGAGAAUGCUUGAGGGAAAUGUCACAUUACUGGCAAUAAAUGAAUAAAAUAAAAUAAAUUAGACCAUUAUUAUGUUUUUUAGCCAAAGUCACGUUACCUGUGUCAUUUUCAAGGCCUUUUCUUCUGCAAAGCUCCACUAGCUCAUUAGCAAUUCACCUCUGAGUCGUGCAAUUUCCCACUUAUUUUCUCAUGAUAUGUUCUGUAGCAUCAGAAAAUUUCCACAAGAAUAUGUAGACAAAAAGAGGAACACGAUUUUGAUCAUAGUGGGUCUUUACGUCUUCAAAUAAUUAAGCGAAGAAGAUAUUUUAUCUCGUCUGUCCGUGAUGUGUAGAUGCAGAAAGAGACUUAGUGACACUGACUUGCUUGUAAAAUAGAAAUUUAUUACUACACCAGUAUCAAACAAGCACCACGGACCAAUGAUGUCCUUCUCUCAGAUUUCAGUUUGUGCUCCUCUAACAGAGGGUUUUGAGGUGCAGGUCCUCCAUCUCCGUAUCUCUAAUUUACAUUCCUUUACUAUCUGGCUUUGAUGUGUGACCCGUAAAGCACCAAACAGAGAUAUUUGAUCCAUGAUCCAUUAAGGACACACAACAAACACCUUAAAGGCUUAUCUGGGGAUUUCUUAGAGACAUUCCAAGGCAGCAUAAAGCUUCACCCCAUACUGUUUCCCUACAGAUACUUCAUUGUAUCUACUAUUAAUUGUUUAAACUUAAUUUGCACAUAGUUACAAUUGUUGUGAAGGUAAGGGAAUUUAUGUUGGUAAAACAGACUGUGAAGACAGGGAGGGUAUGCUCUGAAUGUUUCCCUCUGCUUUCAAGUCUGUGCCCCAGUUGGGCCACCCCAUCAAACAGUCUGGAUCCACCCUGGUCCACUGUACAUAUUCUGCAUUUUAUUUCUUUAGACGGUUAUUUGAUACUGUGUAAUGAAGCCUACAUACUUAAAAAAAUAAAUAAACUAUGGCAGACAUGUUUUUGAAGUUUUUUGGCUUUGCAGAGGUAACAUGAAAUCGAACCUCUCAUAUUUGACAGAAAUACACAUUUUGCUAGUGGCUCAUAACUGGAUCAAAAUCAAGCUCAGUGAUGUCUGGCUGAUAUCAAAUCUGUAUCUUCUCCUUUUCUUUCACAGUUUUCUGAUAACGGUCUUGUACAGUUCCAGUCCAUCACUGAGAAUGAGCAGUACCUGCUUCCUGCUCCUACAGCUGGUGAUUUUCCAAACAACAUGAAUGUUUCUCUUUUGGCUGUGUUUUGGGAUGAUGCCGACCUCACCCGCGGGAAUGGACAGUUGCUCUAUCAGGUAAAAGAUGGUCUGUUAAGACUCAAUAUUACACUACAGUCAUUUAUUCUUUUGUAAAAAAACAAUAAAAUAUCUUUAUCUUUGGUUUGCAAAGUUUCUAUUUCAUUUAUAAUGAUUGAUGUUAUCGGGAGUCUCCUCCUCAUAUAUUUUUUCUUUUUAGGAGUAUCACGAGGAAGAUAAGUCUGAUGUCUACUCCCAGGUAGUUUUCAAUCGCACGGCAGAUGAAGUAACAAAGUUUGAGGAGCGCAAAAACAGGCCAGCCUUCAGCCCUGCCUGGAUACUCAAGAUCACAUGGGACCAUGUGAUGCCUGUUUCCUACCAGAAGGUCAACGCCUCAGAGGUAAAAUUGAUGUUUCUAUCAUGCCAAUCCUUAGCUUUAGGAACUUACCCAUGCAUGUAGCUGUAUCACAGAGUUCUGAAAAAAGAUGUAUCAGAUUAUUUCUUUGUACGACUCUCUGUGCUGAUUGUGCAGUGUGGAGAAAACACUGGAGUUCUUUUGUUGCACUCUGGCGCCACCUUAAGGCUGUUCUGUAUCCAGAACUCUGGACUUCAGUAAAACUGCUAUGCACAGGUCUACAGGUCAACAACAACAGCAACAACAAAAAAACAUAUCUUUUACUUGUAUGGGAGGUCUUGUCACUUUUUUGUAAUCUAAUCUGUGUAACCUUGCAAAGCUAUGUUGUGAUUUAAAUUCAGUAACAAGGACAGUGAUGUAUGGUGAACAGAGACACAAAUCUUUUGCUUUUUUCUUUGUUUGUUUAUUUAUUUUUUCUUUUGGUACUUUGUAAAGGACUAAAUCAUGAUUGAAAUCAGUAUCAAAGAGCAAAUAUUUAACUAGCUACAGAUGUGGUUACACCAAAGCAUAUUUUCAGGAUCAUAGAAGCCUACAUUGAAUCUUGAUACUGGAGUUCUAUUUUAUGCUUAUCUUAAGGUAGUUUCUUUCUUUUUAAUUUUAAAGGAAUAUUAUGUCUUUAGUUACAGCACAAACUGAACUCUGUUGACUCUUAAUGAUCUAUUGAAGCAAAUAUCGGCAAUAAGAUAGAUCAUUUUUUUCAAUACCAUUCUUUUCUAAUCCUGGAACCCUGUUGCGGGGUAGCUGUCAGACAUAUCAAUUUGCUGCACCCAAUAAAAACAAACUUUUUUUCUUUUCCUUUUUUUUACAUUUUCAGUGGAAUAACAUCUUGAUUUUUACACAUUUGACUGUUAAAAGACAGUGGGAUGAGAAUUUUUAAUUAAAAGAUAAAACACAAUCUGGAAAAGUACAUGGCAUGUAAUGAGAAAAGGUAUGAGACUUUGUAAAAAAACAGUAUCAAGCAAAAACUACCUUACAGGAGCCUUAAUUGAAAACAUUUAUGGUAUACUUUUUCAAAUGGUAAGUUAGAUCAACACAAAGACAUAAUUAGUUGUGGCAAAAGUGUUUUAAAUGUACUUUAUAGUAUUAAAGACAGUACCCAGAAGUACUUAUAUGUAUUAGAUAAAGUUUCCUUUCCUGGUUUUCAGGUCAACACCUUUCAGUGUAUCCUCGCCACUGAUGGAGCACGCUCCUUUGCCCUCCUGAGAUUCUCAGAGAUGCUCUGGGGUCCUGGUCAGAGGAAAUACCAUGAUGCUCUUAUCGGUUACACUGAUGGAAAAACCUCCUUCAGGGAGCCCACUGUCCCUCCUGGAAACCUCUUUGGGCCCGGGGGCAGAUACAGACCCCAUCAGGUGAAAGGCGUCAUGGGAAAGUUGGGUCAGCAGGUGUAUGAUCUGACAGGACGGACAGGCUUGGACAUAGAUCCCAGGAUCAGAUGCCAGGCGUGGGCCAUGAAGGAGCCCAACCCUGCCGAGUGGACAGAGCAGCUGUUUUCCUGUCCCUGCACCCGCACACAGGCUCUGGAAGAUCUGUCUUUCCUGCAAGACACGGCAGAUCAGGGGUCGAGGGUCAAGACCCUUAGGGGUCAGAGGUGGGGGAGCACAGGAGGACACGUUUUCAGGUCCAUCCUGUCCAACAGACACGGUUCAGGGAAGAGGUGUGUGUAUGAACCGGAUGGACCACUGCUGGCUGGUUUCAGCGAACGCUACUUCUCUGGACACAGCAUCCAGAAACACAUUGGUAAUACAAAAGAGUCUGUUUUUUAUGUGAGAUCAAUAAAUCUGUUCCCAAUGUACAGUCCAGAGGUUGUUAAAAUUUGUUUUGAUUUAAGGAUAGUUUCCUUACAGUCUUUGGAUAGUGACAAAGGAUUAGUUAAUGACAAAUAAAGGGAACAAUUAAAGUUAAAUAUUUAAAGACAACAGAAAACAGGAUUUAGACACAAUUUAAAAGUUAGUUUACACUAAUUUUACUUCAUAUUUCCCCAUACAUACAGUAUACUUUUAUUGCUUAGUUUAAGGUUCAGUGAUUCAUUUUUACAUAUUAAAGAAUUAUCUAUUGUACUUAAAGUAUUUUAGAAAACUAAUCUACAACCAGUUAUAGUACAACUUGGCCCUUCAAGAGGCCCAAAUGCAAAAAUAAAGAAAAUGAUCAAAUAAGAAGAAAAAAUUUAGGAGAUGUGUACGGCUAUAAAAAGCCAUUUAAAUAACUAUUUAAAAAAUUUCUAACUUGUAAAUAGGGUAGUAAAAGGAGGAUUUUGCAUCUCUGUUACUGUCAGAUUUUUGUGCCCUCGGAGUAAAACUGCUCAAAGGAUCCAACCUACAACCUGACCGCCGAUCCCUGCUGCCACAUGAACUCCUCCUCACUAACCUAACUCUCUUGUAUAGAUGAGGACCUCCUGCCAUUCCAGUGGUGUUGUAUGGAGUCUCCGCUGUGCCACCUUUACCUGAGCAAGAGACCUCUGGACCGUUGUCAAGGUUACAGCUGGUCCACACCUGAUGGCUACACACACAGCAUGAAGGCAACACAGGGUGUAGGUGAGUCUGGAAUCUAUUUCAAUUAAACUGUCUAUAUGAUAGAAGACUUAGUUUUCAUCGGGAGGAGAUUUUCAGGAUGAAUCCCAAAUUAUAUAUAUUUUUUUAAUUGAUGUUAUGGACCUAAUAAUUAUAAUACUCACAAUAAUAAUGAUGAUAUUAAUACCUUCAUUUGACAAUUUGCAAAAAUAAAACCAAAAGACAAAACCCCAGAAAGAAAAAGGGCCCCAAAACAACAUAAAACCCCACAAAGACACAUCAUAAGAAACCAUGAGCGAUAUGAAGCUAAGAAACAUAUCUGAAAAACCCAGAAUACUCCAAACAAGGACUAAAAAAACCCGGGCAACACAUGAACCAAACUACUUAACAGAGGCCUAAGUGUUGGAGAUAAAAGUGCUUGCAGACAAAAGUAGAGAUGACAUCAUGUAGAAUAAGUUUCAAGCAGAGAUUUAAAAGAAGUGGCUGAUUCUGCCAGCUUUAUCUCUUCAGGCACAGGCCAUAUUAUCUUUGACUUAUUGAGUGGUCCCCACCUGAGGAUCUAGAGCUUCCAGCUGGCUCAUAGAGGGUUAAUGAUUCUGUAAGCUAGCUGGGAGUCAGAUCUUUAAGUAAGUGCUUUAAAAGUGAUGUGUAAAAACUUAAAAUCAAUUCUCAAACAUAAAUGGAGCCAGUGGGUGGGAGCUGAAACUGGGGUGAUGAAAUGUCUGUUAAAACAAAACAAACUCUGCCUAUGCUGCUCAGAGUAAGCUAAGUCAGACGCAGCAUCUCUUUUGCCCUUCUCUUAUCUCUUUUCACCAACAUAUCAUAUGAUAAUACCACAUAUGACAACUCUGUUGCCAUGGGAAUGCUACCAUAUGUUGAAUGUAAGGGAUUGUACAUUUGAGCCACACAAAUGAAUCAUUUCUAAAACAACCAAAGUCAAACAUUAUAUAAUCAAAGCUUGGUUGUUGACUUAUUUUUAUGAUGAGUUGGUAGAUUAUGUCUCAUGAGUGGUGGCACUAGUACGUAUUCGGUCAUCAUACAUCUUAUUAAUGUACCCUAUAUAGAACCUGGAGAAAUGUUCACCUAGAAAUAAAUCCUACUAUUAAAAGAAGAAACAUGCACAUUUAAAUGCUCCUCUUGACAGUAAUAAAAUAACUUAUUAAACUGCAUGAAAUAGUUGAUCUUAAAACAAACAAAUACUCUUUACAUAGACCUGUCCUAAAAUUAUGUUUAAAUAGGAUAGAGGAAUAUAUUAUUGUCGUAAAAGGAUAUAGAAAUUACACAAAUGUGUGCAUAACAAUUGACGAGAUACUGGAGUGUUUGAAGCUCUAGCUUUUAGACGGGACCCCUUCUCAUGGUUAUUCUUACUGUACAGUGCUGCAAAAAUGUACACAAUCUUGCAAGCAGAUGUAGUUUAAAAUAAAUUUGUAGUUUAGUUUUGUACUUUGUAUGACCCCCAACUUUUUUAGUCCUUGCCGACCUCAUGCCUGUAUGAUAAAUUUGAAAGAUUUACAGACCCCCUCCUGCGUGUGUUUGUCCCCUGCAGCGAUGGUGUUUGGCAGCCUCCACUUCAUCACCUUCGAUGGGACAGAGUAUUCCUUCAAGGCCCUGGGAGAGUUUGUAAUCCUGCGUCUGUCCUCCACCACCGGCUCUAAUAUCUUCACCCUGCAAGGACAGACGGACAAGCUGCACACAGACACUAAGGGGAUCAUGGAGGUCCCAGUGGUGGUGCGCAUGGCUGCCUUCCACCAGGGCAUUGGCAAGGUCAGGAUGUUUGAGAGUGUUACUCUGUGUGUUUCACUCAGAGUGAGUUAGUGUGUCUCUAAGGAGUUUAUCAUUUUUAAACAAACAAGUGAUAAGUGCCACUCACAUUGUAUUUACAUGCAUGUAUUUAGCCAUCAGUGUGAGUUUAUUAGUUUAGCUUAGCAAGUUAUGUAAUCAAAAAAGAAGUCUCUGUUUUGACAUAACUGUGAAAAUAUGAUUCUUAUAUUUUCACAUCUCUUUCUGUUAAAUUUAUGUAUUUUCACAGAUUGAAUGGAGAUGUGCAGAAACAGGAGUCGGGCUACAGCUGUUUGUGGAUGAUCUUGAGGUCCCAGUCACAGUCGGUACUGAUCACCACACACUUUUUACCUACUGUUCAAAAAAACAGUGUCAUGUUUGAAUAAGAAGACAAAGUCGAUUGAACAAUAGCUUCUUUCCACUUCAGAAUUUGUGUCUCAUCGAAGUGUUACAUAUCAGUUGUUGUGUGUCUUUUGACUGAGGCGAAGAUAAAUAAAAUGUUGGUAUAGCUCCAGUAUACUGACUCAGCUGGCAGCCGUGAAAGUGUUACAUGGCUGGGAAGUAAUUUUCAAAAGCAAAUGUCUUCAAAUUAGAGGCAAUCAGACAGAGAAAAUCUGAUAUAAAGCAUGACAGAAAUACAGGUUUGACAAGCAUACAACAGAUAUGCUGAUUAUUUUUCUCAAUCAUCGUCAACAGAGCAGAAAGGAUUCCUGCAGAGAUAAAGCUUCUUUAAGGUUGUGUUUUUUCAUAAAAAAGGGUUUCACUUUCUCUCUUUGAAGCCAACAAACUCCUUAAAUAACAUUAUUUUUUUGUCAAAUUGAACAGAAUUUGAUAAUUGCACAUCUAUUAAUGCCAAAUCUAUUAUGCUUGGGCCUAUACUUAUUGAUAUCUUUUAAGUUAUGUGACUUGUAAUAUACUGUAUGAAAUCGAUUGUCAGAUCUGUUUGCAUGUUCCACAUGUUGUGCCAAUCAUUAUCUGAAAUUAUCUCUCAGCCUCAAUGGGGCCUUAGGCAAAAUUUGAUUUGAGGGCCCUCUAUUUCUGCUAAUAAUAUUGAUUGUUGAUCAUUCACACACCUACUACAGUACAAAUCUAAUGCGCCUGACAUGUCUUUACACAUUUAAGGGGGGUGGCCUAGGUAAUGACAUAAAUAAUACCAAUGCAACCAUACAAAUAAUACCAAUGAAUGACUGAUGAAUGAUGUUCAGGGUGCCACGUAACGGUAGUGGAGCUUUGACAUAUCGGUAGUAAGAAUCAUCGACCUACAUCAGCAGCAGCACUAAAAUGUUUUUACUUUAUUUUAUUUUUACAAUAAUAUAUAUUUGAUCAUACAGAAAGCAUCACUCAUACGUGCAAAAAAUAAUUUUUUUAUAGUUCUUUUUUAAUUGCUCUUGGGGGCCCCCUACUGGCCGCAGAACCCUAAGCAGGCGCUUAGUUCGCUCAUGCCUUGGGCCGGCUCUGGCUGUGGGCAUUGAUAAAAUUAGUGUUAAUACAGAUCAAAUUUGUCUUAAACAAACUGAAAACUUCCUAUAACCCCUAUCUCUUAAGGCUAACAUGCUGUGAUCCCCUAAUUUACCCCCUGUCAAAACUCUUUAUCUAAGCAGGCCAGUUUAAAAAGACUGUCAUCAAUCUGUUUGUAGAAAGACUUUAAAAGGAUUUAAAUUACCCUGUUUUUAACCAACUUCACCCUCAAGUAUAGAAAUAAGUCUGAAAGAGAAUACUAACUGUGUUUUCUCAGGUGUGGUGUACAUGGGGGAGAAGGACUUUGCCGUACGCUGUUUGUCAGUGUCUCGCUGUGCAGCUGUGUAUGCCGGUGGUCUCCAUGUGUUGGUGUGGAAGGUGGUCGGCUACAAUCAGCUGGUGGCCAUGGUGGAGGUUCCUCAGACCUUCUACAACCGUACCGUGGGUCUGAUGGGUCUCUGGAGCUCCAACCGCUCUGAUGACUUCCUCAUGUCUGAUGGCAGGCUCCUUCAAUCAGCUAACCUCAACCCCCCCUCUGAAGAGAUUCUGCCCGACUUUGGCUUGUCCUGUAAGUGGGACUUUUUAUCUACUCUUAGAAAAUGGAGGGAUCAGGAGGAAUGAUAGAGAGAAGUUAAGCCAAUCCAUGUUCGUAGUUACAGUCAGGUUGAGUUAUUAUUUUGCUUACACCAAAGUCUGUUUACAAAGACCGAGUCCCAUCUUGUUAGAUUAGACCCACUCACAUCCCAUCUCCAACCACAUGAGCGUAGCACUUUGCAGUAUUUCUAAUAAACUGUCCCCCCUAACCCCUAAAACCUUGUUUGUGCAUUUAGGGGCCGUUCCAGUCCCAGAGAGCCUGUUGCCUUUUGUCUCUCCUCACCCUCUCUCUCCCCUGAAGUCUCUCUCAUUUGAGCAGCUGAUAGACAGCGUCAGUCCUGCUGAGGUGGAGGAGAUGAGGAGAACCUGUAGAGGCAGCCUGCAGUGUGUUCACGACACUCUGGCCACCGGCAGAUCUGAUCUUGGUCUGCAGACUCUGGAUGCCAAGAAGCAGUUUCAGAACCUUGCUCAGAUUUAUGGUAAGAGGACUAAAGUAUUAUGACAAAUCCUGAUCUAUCUAGCUAAUCUGUGCUUAUGUGACGUUCUCUGACUGUGUUUUCUUUAGGUAACAUGCCUCCUAUAGUGACAAAGCCCACAGUGAUCCAAUGUAGAGUCAACUCUACUGUCAACAUCCAGAUUGAGGCUCAGGAUCCAAAUGGAGACUCCAUUACCUACUCGCUGCUCUACCCUCGACCUCCACGGGCCUCAAUCGGCAGCGGUGAGACAGAUAAUGUACUGUUUUAAAAGGAUUGGGUUUUAGAUUUUUUAGUCUUUUUUAAGUUUUGGUGCGUGAUGUACAUCCAUCAGGGGUCAUCUAACAAGGAUUUAGCUUUAAUUAAUCUCAACACAUAGACUUGUAGACGAUGUAUACUGGUUCAAUUCCUGUAAAUCAGUUUCUUGUGAGUCUCGGUUUCACUGUCAACAGUAAACUUCUCAGAGGCUUCACUCUUACUUCAGUGAUAUGACUGAGAAAAAAAUUCUUUUUGUGUUUGAAACAUAAGUUUUUUAUAUAAGUUUACCAAAAUGAAAACAUCCUUAUUCAGAUUUGUAAAAAUUGAGAAGAAGGAAGAAAAAGAGCAGGAGAAAACAACUUUUGGAGUGUUUGUUUAUCCUUCUAGUUGAGGGUCUUUUAAUCAUUUCUUACACAUUCCUUCGCUGACUUGCUGUCAAGAUUUUUUAUCCUUAAUAUCAAAAUACAAAAAAGCCUUUGGACAAUUAUUUCACAGGACAGGGGAAAGUAGGAGAGAAAUAAGGAGAUGAAAAAGUGUAAAAACUCUGCACACCAUCUGACUUGAAAUAUAAAAUUUGUUUCAUGGCAUCUUGAAACAGGUGUGUCUGCAGAAAAACAGAAGAGUGAUGUUCAAUCACCAAUCUAUCGCUGAAAUCCAUAUUUGUCCCAGUAAAGGAGAAACUCAGAGAGAAAUCUCCUCCUGCCCCAACAUUUUUUCUCUCUUCUCACAAAAGAAUACCAGAAAAUGCACAAUUCAAUCUGAUAAAAGAAUAUUACAUUUAUUCUGAUUUAAGAAUGAAUAAUCAUUAUGUAGAUUAAAAAAUAAUAACUGUUUACUUUACUAGCGCUGAUGAUGGGUUACUAUGGAUUUACAGUUAAAAUCUGUGAUUGAUUGUAACUCUUCUCUGUCUUAUUAUUUUCCAUCCGAGAACUGUAAUCUCCUGGUCUGGAUUGAAUUGGAAAAUCUUUAUUGUCCCUGAGAAGCAAUUUGUUCUGCAACUGAAGUCUACACAAGCAUCAUAUCACAUAAACAAGCAUAGAUUUCUUUUUUUCAGAUAUUCAGGCGCUCUCACAAGCUGUUCAGACGAUAAAGGUCUGGGACUGAAAUGUUGCCCAUAAAUACAUUUUUUGCAAGUUAGAUAAUGUGUAAAAUUUUACAUUUGGUCUCUGGUUUAUUGCAAGCUGUACUGGCAUACAGAUAUGUCUUUAUAGAGAUACACAAUUGUUGUCAGUUUAUGAUGGAUCACUGAUCACUGAUGUUAUUGCUUAGUCCAAACAUCAUAUCCCUGUUCAUAACAGUUCGGGGACAAAACCGAGUUCUUAUUCAGUGCAAAAAAGAAAAAAAAAAAUCAUCACAGUUUGGUUCUUCUCUUUCAUAAGGGUCGGAUCUUGCUGCAUGACAGAUGUAUGAAGGAGUGUAUUUUGGAGUUUAUUAUUCUUCUUUUUGAUCCUUAUGUUUCGGUCUGCAGGUGACGGCCUCCUGUCAUUGAUACUGCUCAGCACACAGCCUGUUCAGCUGACCAUCAGAGUCAAGGAUGAGCUCAGCAGCUCCCUCUUCACCCCCAUCCUGAAGGUCUGCAACUGCCUGAAUGGAGGAUCCUGCCAGUUCGACAGCGUCACUGAGAACCACCUGCAUGGAAAGUUCCAGGUACAUUUCUGAGUACAUCAGCUGACACGAUUUUUUGUUUCAGGGACUAGCUGAUACUGACAAUGAAGAGAAAUAAGCCAAGUGCAAAUCAAAACUAUCAGAGGGAUUGCUAAUUAAGAGAAGUCUCUUAAUUAGAGACUUUAUCUGAAUUAUUUCAACCAUGAAAAGUUCUGAAAUUACUCUAUCAGAUAACUUCAGUCUGCAGCAGUACAACAGGCUGCAAUAGAGAAAUACCAUAAACCAUGAACUGCUGUGACAUCUCUUUCUUCAAAGCCACCAUGCAAGUUUUCUCUUAGACAAAAAUCUGUCUUUCAAUCAUCAUCGGAUUGAGAGUUAAACAAAGGCUGAACCUGAUUGUUUUUUAGUUUUUCUUUGUUUUUUGCCAGGGAAAUACUUAUCCAAGCAACCUUUUCAUCUGUAAUCGACUAUAAAAAGAUCGUUUAUUUGCAUGAUACCUCAUUUUCCCUGAAAUUUUGGAGUCAGCACACCGUGUCAGUGCCAAAAAGAAGAACUAUGCUGGUUCAAGAAAGGAUAACAUUGCAGCCAUUGUAACCUGUUUUACUGCCACUGGCUAAAGCAAACGAUUGAAACUAUUUUAAACACCUUUGGUACCUGCGGGUCAUCAAGACACCCAAAUAUGUUUAGCUUUACAUUUCCAUUUUAAUAAUACAAGAGUUCAGAUCUAGGGUAAAGCUGAAGUUUAAACUGUAUGUGUCUGCCGUCCUUUGUGUUCUUCAGGUCGUGGGCUGUCUGUGUCCAGAGGGCUUCAGUGGAAAGUUUUGUGGGAGCACUGCAGACGUGUGUCGAGGUCGACCAUGUUUCCAGGGGGUGCAGUGUCAGUCCAGGUCAAAGCCAGGCCAGUUCACCUGUGGAGAGUGUCCUGGUAACACCGUCUCUGAGGGAAAGCAGGGAUAUAAGUGCUUCGAGCAUGGUGUGUAACACAUAAUGAUCUCACGAGUCAGUUUGAAGACUCCACACUCUCUCAUUUAUCUUAUUUAUUCUCCUCCUGCAGACAUGUGCAUCCCUCCUUUCAGCUUUCCCUGCCACAAAGACGCUGACUGCAUCAGCACCAAGCUGAACUACACUUGCACCUGUAAGCCCGGAUUCACUGGAGACGGGAAGAACUGCACAGGUAUCAAACACCUCAGUAUGAAUCAUGCAUGGUGACUGACAACGUGUUUGUGUUUUUGAUAUUUUGUUUGUGUUUGUCUGUGCUGCAGAUAUAGACGAGUGUGCAGAGCUCUCCACCUGUCCAAACGCCAAGUUUGAGUGUAGAAACACCCCGGGCUCUGUCGAGUGCUUCUGCAGAUACCAGAACGCCAAGGACACUGACGGAUGUGGUAGGUGUACUGUCAGGCUCGUCGUUGGGCUGCAGACAGUUUUUUCAGCUUUACCCGAGGUCAGAGAAGAGCUAAUGAGACUGAAUCAUUUUGAUAGGUUUCAUUAAAUAUAACCUUAGAGGGACUGACGAAGCUCCAUUUAACGUCAUGUAGAGGCUUAACCACAUACUAUACUUUAUUUUAUGUUUUGACCGAAUCUGUCUAAAUAGCAGGAAUGCAGAUAAGCAAAUGGAUGCAAAAAGAGGUUCUCUCUUUUCAGUAUGAGUUUUAAGCCUGACUACAGAGUUCAGGAUUUAAUGUCAUUGGUACAUUCCUCAGAAAACAUGAGAAAAGAUCAUCACUACAACAGUCUAAUGUUGUCAAAUUUUUACCUGACUUUUGGCACUGAGUUGAGAAAGGAAAACUUUGCAGUAAUUUUUAGAAAAUGUUCUUAACAAGGAUUCACUUCUUCAUAUAUGAUUAAAAGCUCAUGUGAGAAGUUUUUUUUUUGUCUUUAUGAAAAAACUUAAUGACAUAUUAAUGCUUUUUUCUGAUCCACAAAUGCAAACACGACCAUUAAAGAAGAAGAAAAGCAGAGGGCACCAAAAUUGUUCCCUAGAGGGGCUUUAAGUAUGAGUGUUAUUUUGUGACCGUGUGAAGACUAUAAAUUUAUUCAUAGUAAAACUGUGUUUCUUUGCAGGUGAAUCUGCCAAUCCUCCAGGUAAGACCUCCCUACAUUUGCGUCAUCGAAGCUUUCCUUUUUGUCUCUGGCAUUAACAUGGUAAACACGUCCAGAUGUUGUUGCUGUUGUGUGUCUGCAGGGAGCAACGUGUUCAACGUCUCAGUGGGCUGGAAGAGGAACAAGCCUGAUGGACUUAAACAGGUGUGUGUGUAUCACAUAUAUUUUUUAAAUCAUUCAUUAAUUUAUCCAUUAAUUUAUUUUUCAAAUUGUUAAUUUACUCUUUUUUUUAAUCUCAAGGAGUCAGUGAACCAACGCCUUUAUUUAUGACAUUAGGAGCACAUUUAAAACUGAACAAAAGCAUAUGAGAGCUAAUACAAGAAAUAAGACAGCACAUUUAAAUUCAAGCAGAACCAAAACAGAAGUGGAAUCAAAUUCAUUAACUACUGUUCACUUUGUUCCACAGAAAACAGCUGGUUUUAGCUGUCUUAAUUGUAAAUUAAAAAGUACAUUGAACAGUUUGUUAAAGGUUGUUUCAGAUUUUUAGAGGCUAAUUUUGGGGCAUCAGCCGAGCAAUAUACUGUAGAACUGAAAAAUCAGCAUUAAGAUAGAAAUGUUAGCUUUUUUCAUAUAGAUGUUUAACAUGAAGUAUGAAAAAAAGAGAGGACCAAACUCUGAGCCUUGCAGAACUCCAUUUGUAAGUGGUAAAAAAAGUGGGUAGUUUUGUACCAAAAUAACACACUUCUGUUGUUCCAAUUACAAUAGAAACAUGUGACAAUGACAAACUGACAAUACUUUACCAUCAUCACCUUUCUCCUGGUUUCUCAGCUAGUGGACAUCCUGUCGUUGGGUUUCCAGAACAAAUUCUACAACGCCAGUAAGGUGACUCCAAGACCCGGCGCUGGUCCAGAUGUGGCUGAAUAUCUCGUCAAUAUGUCCACAGACACCCCUCACUGGUACAUCAGAGACUAUCUAGCCAGAGUCAGCGGCCACUACGACAUCCGGGCCGUGCAAGUGGAUGGUUGGUUCACCCUCUGCAUAAUAUCUUAUAUUGUUUUUGACAAUGUUUCUGUUUCACAGGUGAAAUAAGCAGGUAUAGAGAUAAAUUUCAAGUCUGAUCUUGACAGAAUUUUAUCUUGCGAUUCUGUCCAGAAAAAGGUGAAACACAUAGUUUUGCACCCAGAUUUUUUAAAAAUGUUUUUAUGACUCGAAAACAAAGCGAAAACAAAGUGGAAAAAAAUGUCUGACAGAUUUUUUUUUUCAUUUCUGUCAUCAUGCAGAGGUUUUUCUCUUACUUUUCUCAAACUGUGCAGUGACUAAGUUUAAGUAAAACCCCCUACUAAUCCUAAGAUGUGUAUUAGUUGAAAGUAGCCAUAAAUGCAAACAACACUCUCUGCCAUGCAGCGAUACAUGUUUGUUAUUGUAAUACUCAUUUUAGCCACAAGAGGCAGCGGUGCACCAUCACUCCAUGUUUUCAAUAGAAGUGAGGACACUGGCUGUUUUACUCUCUACUGCGGGUUUUUGUACAAGCAUGCUACACUGGUUUGGUUAUUACUCAAAACAUAAAAAUAGACUUUUAGCAGGUAUGUAAAUGCAUGGUCCACAUCAGUCAAAUGCAAAAAAAAAGGUCACUGAACCUGCAGAAAAAGCUUUUUAUUAAAAUUGCAGAACAAGUCAGAAUCAGUUUGUGUGUCAUAAAAAAAAAAAACGUUUUUAGCAACAACAGGGCAUGUUUCCUGUACACUGGGUCAACUAAGACGGUCAAACUGUAAAACUGUUGGAUCAGGACUACAGUGAUUUUUGUUUGUAUGUUCUUCAUAAUCGUAUUUGAAGCAGUACAGUUCCCCUGUCACUGAAGGCCUCUGCAGCAGACUGUUAUUUCUCUGAGUCUGACUGACUGCUGCUGUGUUUUAAAUAGAAAAAGUGCCAAUGCUGACUCCAAGAUGCCGAGGUUUAAUAUUGCAGCAAUUUCAAGUAUUCUUUUUUGGCCUUUACUGAAAGGACAGCAAGUGUCAGUGAGAGAGAGAGAAAGAGACAGAGAUACAGAGACAGAAAGAGAGAGAGAGAGAGAGUAUAUAUGAGAGUGAGGGAUGACAUAAGGCCUAGUGUGUGAUUCAAGCAUCUGACUGCUGCAACAAGGACUAUAGCUUUGGUAGCUGUGCUUUAACCACUGAACCAAACAGGGUAAGUUUUUAUCUAAAUUAGUUUAUAUUUUAUGAAUUAACACUUCUCUCGCCCCUUAUUUUUAUGUGAGCCUCAGCCUCUUGUGGCCAAAAUAAGAACUACAAAAACAAACAAAUAUUUGACGUGCCUUUUUUUUUUACCAGGGAAAAAUAAUGCAGAGAACAAAAGCUUUCAUUAGCUGCUCUUACAACAAGUCCAUCAAAUAUUAUUAACUGAGUCACAUUUUCUCAUAAUGAUGGCAAACCUCACUGUGUACACACCUUCAGAUCUGGACGAGUGUAAGGCCAAGGCGACAGUGUGUGUCCUUCCAGCUCUCUGCACCAACACGUACGGAGGUUACAGGUGUAUCUGCAAUGGUACAACAGACGUGGAUGAAACACAGUCCUGCGUGUUAGGUGAGCAGACUUUAAAUCGAUCCUGCAGGCACAGCAACCGCUCCAGAGCUCAUAAAGGAAGAAAAUCAAUAUAAUGACUGAGUGCUAAAUCCAUAAAAAGCCUCUCUGGUUGGUCUUUUAUAUCUUUAAGAGUGGCCCAGUCAUUAUUUAAUACAAAACCAUCUCAUUAUUUUGUCAGUAAAUGAUCUGCUGAGGACAUUUAUGCUGUCGUCUCUCACUCUAAACCAUUAUGUGGCCGUGAUGAGAGUGUCUUAUUAAAAUGUGGGUAUACCUACUCCUCAGCAGACAGGGACCAGGAGAGUGAUGUGGAACUAGACCUGGUUCUGGGGCUGGUCCUUGGCAUUGGCAUCCCUCUGCUCCUGCUGCUGCUGGCUGCUCUGACCUGCUUCUGCUGCUGCAGGAAGACGGUGACUGGAGAGUAAGUGAUGCUAUGAGCACCUUAAAUAGAGUUUACCCUCAGCUUGCCAACAAUAACCAAAGGAAUAAACAUGGGUAUUAAAAAAAGGUCAAUACAAAGGUGGAUGGAGCAAGGCUUUGAGUUUUAAAAGGCACAGAGGGAGAUAGGCAGGAUAUGAUAUAAAGGGUAUGAGUGAGAUAUGAAAGAUAUGUGAUAAAGGGAUAAGAGAAGAGUUUAGAGUCAGCUGGAUGGAUAAAGGAGUACAGAGAGAAAGACUUUAGUUCAGAAUCUGCCCCCUUUCCUCCUUCUCCUCUUGAUGGCAGUUUUGUCUUACUAGAUGAAUGUACUAAAACCACUCGUAAGGUGGGGGAGAUACUUGAUCAUCCAUCGAACGCAUCCCCUGAACUAAAUACUGUAAGAAAUUCAAUGACAAAUGUAGAUAAAAUUGAACUUAACUUUGGGACAAAAGCUGUAGCUCAACGAUACUGUAACGUUCAAGCAUUUUAAUUGUGUUUUGCAUUUGUACAUUUUCAUUAUUCUUUAAUGCAAAACCAUUUCAAGCUCAAAAUACUUGACAUUUUUUACAAGGGGCUUGAUUUGGGAAUCAAAAAAUGAUUUGUAUGUUUUUGGCUUUUUGAUCUACUGUGAUAAUAACUUCUAACGCAGUGGUUCUCAAGUCCAGUCCUCGAGGCCCACUGUCCACUGUUUCCCUGCUCCAACACACCUGAUUCAAAUGAUUAGCUCGUUAGUAAGCCAUUACAGAGCUUGAUAACGAGCUGAUCAUUUGAAUCAGGUGUGUUGGAGCAGGGAAACAUCGAAAACAUGCAGGACAGUGGACCUCAAGGAAUGGACUUGAGAACUACUGCUCUAGCUCACCAUGAUUUAGAAGUAAGGGCUGCUUCAAAAAGCCUAGUUUGUGUCCACAGGUCGAUGGCUUUUUUUACACACCUCUGCUGGCUUUUGUGAAGCUGGUGCUCUCUACCAACACCCUGAUUAGCUGCACCUGCAUGCUUAGCUCUUAUGAGGUUUCUCAGACUUAUUACACUCAGGUUGUGGCAACAGGAAGCUGAAAGAUGCUAAAAUGGCCUGACUACAGUGUGCCAGAAGGGAUAUAGUGUUCAUUUCAAACACUGAUCACAUUGCAAUUACUGACAUUACUACUUAUGUGCAUUAAACAAAAACUCUAUAUUUAGGUUCCUAAACUACAAUUUUUAAUUUGGUUAUCCUUUUUCGAAGCAAAUGUUGAUCACUGUGAAGUGUGAGCAGUCAUAACAAACCAGUUUAUUCAAGUUUAGCCUGUAUUUUUCUUUUCAACAUUUACCUAAAGUUUUCAUUCCAUUAAAUACUAGAUGUAAAUUUAGGAAAUCAAUUUAAGCUGUAAAGUUUGCAACAGCACAGCUCAAGAUAUUGAGAAACGGGAAAACAAGAUUUGUGCUUCUAUCAUGUGGAGUGAAAAGCUUACAGUUGUAUGAAACAGGAACACCUCACAAAGUUGUAGUUUAGCAGAGGUUCAGCACUGUAUUCUACCUUUUUGAUAAAUACUAUUUCAUUACAAAAGCAUUUUGCCCUGGUUGGUGAUGAGACACAUUUCGCAGAGGGCGGAUCCUUUAAAAAAGUUUCCCACCAUGUUUCCUUGAUCAGUAUCUAGUUGUCACGUUCAGAUUACUGAAGGUAGCUUGCAUGAUUUACAUCACUUAUCCACCUAUAAUGUUCAAAAUAUGUAUGCUUUCAUGUAAUCAUGUCUGUGUGUAGAGUGACCACAGUACAUAUCAGGUAUCCUCUGUGUUGUCUGAUGAUCCCCACAGUCUCUCUGCAGCCCUGCUGACACUGUGUGUCAAACCCCUGUGCUGCAUCGAAACUCUAAUGAAUUAAAAAAAUGUGUUGAGGUGGCUCAGCAGCUCCUGUGGGGCGCGGUGAGACAGAGUUCACUGCAGGUCAAAUGAAAUAUACUGCUGCAGAGAUGACCACACACACUCACAUACACACAGCUACACACCCUCAGUAUUUCAGGGAACAGCAGUCAGUAAGGUCUGCCCAGAGAUAAUCUUUGCGAGCAGCUUGAAGGCUUUAAAUCGUGUCCUCUGUUUCUGCUGCAGCAUCGUCUUCUCCUUCUCUUUAACUUCUUUCUGCCCACUCUCUUACUAUAUUAAACAAAAACUCUUCCUACUAACUGCUUUGGUACCAGUUAUGAAACUGCACUUGGGUAAACCUUUUCAGAAAGAAUACACAGACAGAAAAAGGACCAUAAUUAGGUAAACACAUCUUAGAUAGCAGAAAAGAGCUGCUGUUCAUCAUAUAACAUGCUGUUGUCUCUUUUUAUCACCAAUUUGGAAAACACUGAAUGAUGAUUGGUAGGAUUUGCUUUACUAAAUGAUAAAAUCAGAGCCAAAACUCAAAGAUGGUUAGCUUAGCAGAUGGACCAAGAAGGGGGGACCAGAUUGAUUUGCUCUGAGUCAACGCCAACCGCCUCUAAAUCUCACCAAUUAGCAUAGUAUAAGUUGUUUUUACUGAAAACUGAAGCAAAUUAAAUCACUCUUUGUCUUAUACAAGUAGAAAAUCCUGUUAGGGCAUGUAACAGGUUUUUGAGCUGCUGGAAGGCAACUUUUGUUACCCUGAAAGGCAUUUUUUAAGUCUUUAUGCUCAUCGAAGCUAAUUAAAGUUUAUUCAAACUAUCCAGUUUUAGAUCACUUUCCCUUAUCACACUUAAAUAUUUCACAACAGGUUUUAUACUCAGUAUACAGAACGUGUCACUGACAUCAAAUUUUAAAUGAGCAUUUAUUUCUAUAAAACAUUAACUCUUUCGGUUUCACCAUUUAAAGACUUUAAGGGCAGUCUGAUACAGAGAGCUGCUACAGUAACAGGUUGAACCAGGUUUGAAUACACUGUUCUGUAUUUCUUAUCUUUCUCUCUCCCUUUAUAUACAUAACCUCUCUCAUUCAAACCUUGUUCAACCUGUUCAACUCUCUCUCUCUCUCUCUCUCUCUCUCUCUCUGUAUGUGUGUGUAUACAGACAGACAGACAGACAGACAGAUAGAUGGAUUUUUAUCUUUGUAUAAAAUAUACAGAUACUGUAACAGAUUUAUAAUGUACCCAAGUAAAUGUAUUCGUGUUUUUUUUUUCUUUUCUUGUUUUUUUUUUCUGAAAUGAAUCAUUAUUUAUUUGAAAAAAACUGUUCGAACUCAUGAUUGCGGAAGUAUUUGAUAGUUACAUCAUCCCGUUAAGAGAUUGGAAAUGAUUAAUACAGAGAUAUCAGAUCACUGCAGAGUAUCAAUCCACCAUGUUGAAACCUAACGAUACUGCUUAAGUACAUCUUGUUUUCAGAUGUGCAUUAGUAUGUGCAUAUUCAUCCAUGUUGUUGUGCAUCAGAAUGCGUGUGUGUGCGUGUGUGUCCUUGGCCCUCGCAUGUGUGCACAGAUGUAUGGCAUCUGGGCCAGGUGUUAGUGGGCCCCAGAGACACAUAAUCCCCCUGAUGACUGGCCUGCUUUCUCCGCAGCAGUAAACUGCACCCUAUGGAUAUAACGUUGCCAGCAUUGUGGGAUUAUGUUGUUAGAUUAGAGUGAACGAGCAGCAGCCGAGGGAGAGGUUAUGCAGUUGUCUUUUAACACAGCUCCGAGGUGGAGAUGCUUGGAUUAUGCUGUAUGAUAUGAUAGUGUUUAAGUCCCCAGAUGUAAAUGAUGUGAUUGAGCAGAAAUAGGUUAGAUCAGAUGUUUGAUCCUUUUCAACCUUGAAGAUCCGUUUUAAAGCUUUGUAUCAAUUAAAUACUUUUACAAGCAGUAUCAUGUUUAAAUACUACAUACAGUUGGGAGCUCUACAUGGAGAAAUACUUGACUCAUCUCAUACUGGUGUCUUUGACAACCCUUAUAUCCGCCUCUGUCUGAAAAACUUUAUUUCAGCGGCUGUUUCUGUAGGGCUCCCCUUCGCAUUCUAGAAACCUCCUUCACUGUUACCAUGUGACAAGGGUGUAUUUUUCUUCCUAAAAUGACAGAUUUGCUUAUUUAAGGACGUUUACCGACAGGUGAUGUCAAGAUUUCAAAUCUUGAGUUGAUCUCACUGACUUCUCAUUUGACUUUUUGAACAAACCAUUCAAAGCAGCAUGCAGUCUUAUCUGUGGAAUUACUCCAACAUUCCUCACAUUUACCUAACAUUUUGAAACUUUGCCCACUUGUAGAAUUAACAUCCAUUUUCACUCAAUAUUUGGUUUUAAAUAAGGAAAAAGCAAAUUGAAGAUAAAAGUCAUGAAGGACCAAAUAAAGACUCUUGUGAGCUUUGAGCUGCCAUUGGGCGAGUUUUCAAGAAUACAUUGGCAAGAAAAGUGUCUUUUCACAUUUUCGCACUGAGUGAUUCAUGGCACACCAGGUUGCACCGUCUGUAGCUCAUUAUCCAAGGGGUAUACAUGUUUUUACAAAGAACAACCGUAAUGAUAUACAAUCCAAAUCGUCUGAGCUGCAAAUCAGAUGACAGCGGGUCUGCAGGACGCAUUCGAGUAUGUGCUUCCUGUUUUUAAUCAGCUUUAGCCCCAGAUUUCGGCAUCUUUCAACACUCUGAAUAUCUAGGCUACAGCCGGCAUGAAUAUUCAUGAGUCACUGAUUCUUCCACAACAACUGCUGCUGCUCGUCCAGUCAUUUCCAUAAAGUGCCUCAAAUGAUUGUUCAGUGUAAGGAGAAGUGAAAAGAGCAUUUAUCAGAGGCAGAAUCCACUGCAGAAGGUAUAAAAUGUGCAAAAACAAAACAAACCACUUGUUCAUGGAUUACAGAACUGGCACAAAUAAAAUAACAAACAACAAAUACAAACAGAAAGUGAGAAAACACUAUUAUCGAUAUGAAGUGAUAGAAAGGUAGAUAGAUAGAAAGAAAUAUAUAACUCCUAUCUGAUACAUACUGUAUGUAUCAGACAUAUUUGUAUUACUGUGGAUGACAUGCCCCUGUCUCCUCCCAUUUUGGAAAGUAAAGCCAAAACAUCACCUUGAUCAGCUGGUGAAAACAGGCUCAUCAAGGUAAUAAGGCAGGUUGCAAUAACAGCCUGGUGGAGCUGCAGGACUGACGUCACAUUUUUCUGUAUAUCUAUAUCUAUCAAAGGUCCUUCAGGGCAGUUCAGCCCACAGCAGGAAAAAAAAUCGGUUUAAGGCGGACAGGCAGGGUUACAGAGAGUUCAGCUGCUUUUGUGUCAGUGUUUGUUACGUUUUUGCCUGCUGUUCCUCCUCUGCCGUGCUAAUCUGCUAAAGAGCCCUGCAGGAGCCACAUUUGUCAGCAGAGCUGCCAAUCAUGAUGUUACUUCCCUGUCUUUAAACAUCAAAUAUCUAAUUAAAACCAAAGUUACACACGGAUCAUCGUGAUGAGAACCAAUCGCCAUUGCAGAAAUCAUUGCUGGGAUAAAUCUUUUGAGUAUAACUGAGAAGAUUUGGUUGUCUAUCUUCUAACUGCACUAAGUUCGGUAAUAUCACAGAUAAAACGUGUUAGCCCACGUGUUUCAAAAAUUUACUUUUGAAGCCAUUUGUUUAUUCUUGUUAAAACAUUCAAAAUAAUGGACCUCAGAUUUAUUGGCCGUGUAGCACUUCUCAAAAGCAGCUUGUCCAAAAAUGGGGUCACUAACACAUUUUGUGCCUGAUCAAGAAUAUAAUGGUUUCUACUAGCACCCUUGCAUGAUUGGUGCACUCCAGUUGUAUGUUUUUGAAUUUGCAUUGAUCAGCAUGUUUGCUGUUAAUGCAGUUGUUGUGGCUUUUUGCAACAUGUUUUUUUCACUUGCAGUGUGUUUCCACUGUUGUGUUUGUGUUAAACUUUUGCUCCUGUGUCUAAAUUUGUAUUGUUUGAAUAUAUGAAGCUUUUUUUUCUUAAUGAAGAUUGUUCGGGCUCUUGUAGACCUCUGACCUUGUUGACUACCACACUAUGGGCAUGAAAACAUGCAAUAUCAAGAGGUUGUGUACAUUAGUAAAAGCUCCUGUGAGGAGUUGUCCAAUAUUUAUGAAACAGAUUGAAAUUAAAUCAAUGUCUUUUAUGAUGUACAAAUGCAAACAAGACCAUCACAGACAAGGUGACUUUUAUGCUGCUAUUCUUGAUGCAUGAAACCAAUGUUAGAGGGUAGGCAUCAGUGGCGCCGCUGAAAAAUAUCCCUGUUUUUAUAUCCUUGUUUUUAUAUUUUCAACAUUAAAUCUUCACAUUUAAAAAAAGAUAAGUUUGACCGAUAAAAGCCAGAAGAACUACUUUGGAAUUUAAGACAGAUAGGCAAAGACUGCUUUGUCCAUGAGGGGCGCCAAAACUGACAGAAACCGAAAGAUUCUCACAGGAGUUCACAGGUGAGGAGUUCAAGGCUCUCAUCUCCCAAAACUGACAGUAACUUGAACUUAGAGUAGGUAACAUUAAAUUAAAUCAAUGAAUAAAUUAAAGAGUUUUUCCACCUCCCUCUGUGUAUAAAUUGGGAGGGGGUGGGGUUAAAUUAAGGGUCAGCAAAAAAGUUAAGUUUGAUUUCAAUUUUAAAACUUAGUUAAAAGGUGUGGUGUACCUGCCAAAAAUUGCUAAACCUAGUUAAGCCUCUGCUGAAAACAGUAGUCUGUUGUGGCGCCUCAUGUUUUCCUGCAAUCUGAUGGGCUCCUAUGCUUCCUUACAGCCUCCCCCACUUGUUGCCAGACUACAUCCAGGAGCAGUAUAACCCUCCACCCUUCAACUAUGCAGACCCCGCCCUCCACUAUAUAACCCACUGCAGCCCACGGAUCAUAGACAACAUCACACCAAGGCAACGUAACAGAUAG